AAAACGACGAGUAGCCCUAUGCGAAGAGCUCGUGGAGCACACGUGUGCAGACAGGAAGUGGAGCAUGCUGUGUCAAGAUGGUGGCCACCAGAAGAGGGGUACGCGUGGUGGAAUCACCAACUAAAACAAACCGGGAAGAUUCGUCCAGUGCAUCGGACACGGCAACAUCCACUAGAAGGACUCGGAGAGUGACCGUUCAACAUGAGGCUCAACCCGUCUUAGAGAGUAAAAGUGAUGCCCAGAAGGCUGAAGGUGAGGUGAUCAGUACUGCCACCACACAAGAAGAUAAACCCACAGAGGAAGCCGUUGCAUGUGUGGAAAAUCAACCUGAUGACAUCCACGAUGCUGACGUGUCCGAUUCGGAGUCGUGCUGCUCAGUGGUCUCCAAUGCUCAAGCGCCAAGCACCAGGUCGACCAGGAAGAGAGGUCUACUGUCCAAAAACCCCACUAGCGGCACAGAAGGAGUGUCUGAAGUGGAGUCCUGUGUGUCUGCCACUCCCCGCAGAUCCACCCGGGCCCAGAAGAAAAAGGUUCCUUUUGGCUGUGAUGGAGUGGAGCACUCUGAGGCGGAGUCUUGCAGCUCGGUGACCUCUCUGAGCAAACGCACACUAACUAGAAGCCAGAGGAAGACCGGGGCUCCUCAGUCGGCCUCCCACACCGAAGACACGGAACACUCAGAGCACGACUCCUAUGAUCUCCGCAAGUCCACGCUUCGUAAAAACACUAGGGGCCGAAGGACGAAGCCUGUCGAGCCAGUGCCCAUCGACCUCGAGGAUAGCGGAGACGUAUCCUCCUCGUCCGUGCCCAGGAGAACGCCGGCACGCCGAGCCAAAGCCGCCCCCUCCAGUGAAGCCUGCUCCCAGCAAGUCUCUGAGGACAACGAGUCUGGACCGAGCGCAAAGAGAGCCACUCGCAGUCGAGCCAAAGAUACGACGGUCAGAGGCGCAUCGGACUCCGAGUCGGACUUAACCGGUUACAGUUCCCUGGGAAGCCCCUGCUCCGUGUUGGGGAGGAGCACGCCCUGCAGCAGCCGCACGGGGUCGGCUAGCAGUAACCGCGCUGUGCCGGUAUCCAGGGUAACCAGGUCUCUCCGCAGCGACGCUGCUCAUGCGGCUUCCCCGCUGCCGGCUGAGGGCCAGACACCAAGCCAAAGGUUCACUCCUCUCUCUGAUGCCAUGGAAACAGCGGAAGAGAUGGAGGUGGAUGGGCAUGAGGUGACCGUCAUAGUGACCGGUGAGGAGGGAGAAGCCUCUCUGCUGGCAGAGGUGGGUGAGGAAGACAAAACUCUCGUCACAAUGGAGGAGGAAGAGGCGGAUGCUAGGGGAGUCAAUGUGGUUGACCCGGCAGUGCUUGACGCCACGGAGAACGCUCACACAGUUACGCCAUCAGUGGUCGUAACAGAGUCGGCUUGUCCAGGUGCUGAGAUAGCAGAGGAGAUGAGUCCUACUGCAGAGGAACAUUCUGGAAAAGCAGCCUUGAAAGGCAGCGUGACUGUGUCCGAGGAAGCUGAAUCUAGUGUUGGCAGUGUAAGCAUAGUGACCCCACGUGUUGAUCGUGCAACUGUAACUGUAUCUGAAGUAGCUGAAGCAGACUCUACUGAGGAAGUUGGUGAAGGUGACAAACUCCUGACUGCUGCAGAUGAGCAGGUCCGUUGUGGCCAGACUGUCAAAGUGACUGCAUCUGAUUCCACAGCCGAAUUGGAGAGUAUCACAGUCAAAGUAACAGAGGAAAUCACAGAAACUGCCACAGAGCUUGAUGUCCCUUGUGAGCAAACUGUGAAAGUUACUCUAUGCGAUGCCUCUGAGUCGAAAGAAGAGAGGAUAGAUGAUGCGUCAGCACAACCUGGCUCGCAUUCUCAAGGUGCAGAGGAAAAUGACCAGGAACCCACUGGGCCGGACACCAGCAGUCUGAAGUCUGUUAAAGUAACUGAAGUUGAGUCCGGCCAAGACGAAGAGGACCAGCCAAUGGAGGUAGAUGAUGCCAGUGAUCACGCAAAGGUCAGUGAAAGUGUCACAGAUGUUCAGGUGUCAGUUGCCCAAGAUGGCGACGAGCAGCCAUCAGGAAGUGGGGCGUCUCAGAAGCCUGCCGCUGUAAGCUUGCUGGACAGCAGUGAUGACGAGGAGGACGAUGAUGACGGCAGCGACAUGUGUAGCCUCAACGAGGAGCCCGCUGGAGUGCAUGAGGCUUCUGAAAGUGAGGAAGACGAAGGCGGCGCCACGGAGAAGACUCUCACGGUCACGGUAAAGCCCAGAGCCAAGGUCCAGACCUUCCCUGGUGACGGACUAUUUGUCAUUGACACUCAGCCCGGGCUUCAGUCCUCUCGGGCGUUCUACACUGUGGCGAGACCGAGUGAGGAGGAGCAGGACGAAGACGGGACGACGGGAGAGGCCCGGGGCAAAGAUGAAGAAGACGAAGAGUUUGUCGACGAGGAAGAAGAUGAGGAGGAUGAAGAUGCCAAAAUCCUGUUCACAUGCAAGAACCCUGCAUUGAAAGAGUUAUCCUGCUUUAUCGAUCCGGGCCUGAAAGUGAAGGAGCUCGGGGGGUUAUACAUCAAUUUCGAUGGCAGGAAAUCAAAGAAAGUCUCCAGCAGCCUAAAAACACUGAAAGACCAGAAGCACCUAGAUGAGCUGAUGAAGAAGAGUGUUGUUGGUCCCAGUUUUGAGAAGAAAGACUCCAUACCUCCGUACAAAGAAUCUCGUAAUGCCACAAAGCUGAAGCGGAGGAUGGAACGUGAGAAGACCACUGGUGAUGGCUGGUUCAACAUGAAGGCCCCAGAAAUGACUGAGGAACUGAAGAACGACCUGAAGGCCAUCCAGAUGCGAUCCGCCAUGGACCCAAAGCGCUUCUACAAGAAGAAUGACCGAGAAGGCUUUUCCAAAUACGUGCAGGUUGGCACCGUGGUGGACAGUCCCCUGGACUUCUACCAUUCCCGCAUUCCCAAGAAAGAGAGGAAGAGGACCAUUGUUGAAGAGCUACUGGCAGAUGCUGAGUUCAGAAGCUACAACAAGAAGAAAUUCCAGGAGAUCAUGUCUGACAAGGCUGCUCUACUGGCUGGCAAGAAACACAGGAAAAAGAAGUUCAAGUCAAAAUAGGGAAUAAAAACAGAGCAAAGUUAAAUAAACAUCUGUGGUCAUUUCAGAAUGUCGUUUCGUAAAGAGAUUCCUUUCUUUUGUUUUCAAUCAUCAGGGAUCCAGAUGUAAAUGCAUGGAGACCACAUACAUUUUUAAAGUAGAUUUGUAUGUAUACACAACAUGAAUUUGUAAAUAUUUUAGUUUUCAAGCAUCACAAGAAUUGCAGCGAUGCAUUUAUUUUUGUCAAUACUGUUCUAUCAGGCUGUGCCACAACCACACAUGAUCAAGUGGAAAAACAACACUUGUUAUACAAUUAACUUAAUAUUCCUUUUUCAGUCACAAUAAAUGCAGUAUUAUAAGAUC
Molecule: messenger RNA, 3434 nt
Organism: Alosa sapidissima (American shad)
Lineage: Eukaryota; Metazoa; Chordata; Actinopteri; Clupeiformes; Clupeidae
Gene: dnttip2
Product: deoxynucleotidyltransferase, terminal, interacting protein 2
Exons: 7
Coding region: 78-3092 (1004 amino acids)
Biological process (GO): RNA processing
Cellular component (GO): nucleolus
Molecular function (GO): RNA binding
Source: RefSeq, a predicted model, not a curated record